GUAUGCGCUUUUUGCUCGUGGCAAGGCAAAGCGACCGUCCACAGCCGUCAUCGGGGCUGGGACGCACCGGUCUUUAAUGUAUUUUAUUUAUUCUAUUCCUUGUUCCCUCUAUGCGAUCGUCGAUCGCUCUGCGUAGUGCAUCCCAGUUUUUAUAACAAAAUUAUGUUAUUGUGUUUUACAUAAGAUUUUAGUAAUGUUUCAAUAAGAAGGCAACUAAAAGUUUUGAUGUGAUUGUGAUUUUAUUGUUUUGUGCUUAGUGUUGUAAUAAUCAAUGAAAUAUUGAUUAAAAAUAUACGUAACAAAUAAUUUCAAUUCGCAUCUAUACAUACUAAUAGCAUUAUGAAUUAUUUUGCAGUACAUUUAUUUAUUUUUAACGUUAUUUUUUUUGUUACUGGAGGGGUGCCCGAUUUAAAGACUAAUGCACAAGAGGACACAUGUUUUGCUCGAGCAGCGACUUGUGAAGUAAAUCCGUCAAAUACCCGACGUUCAGUAUGUGGCACAGACGGGCGAACAUACUCCUCGAGGUGUCAUCUAUUGAAAGCACAAUGCUCCGGAGCUCCUGUUGCUUUUGCACAUAAAGGGCAAUGUAUGGAGGGUCAAUCUUCUUGCAUGAUCGCGUUGCGUUACGCGAUGAACGCGCGCACGGGGCGUCGCGCAACGUUCGUGCCGCGGUGCCGCGCGGAUGGCACGUACGCGCCAGUUCAGUGCGCAGCCGCAGGAGCCGCCGCUGGCUGCUGGUGCGUCACGCCCGAAGGCAAGACACUACCUGACACCGCAGUUAGGAACGGAAGACCAGAUUGCACCAGAACUGGUAAAUCACACACUAGACGCAGGUCGUCAGUUCGAGAUCAACGAAAUAAAAGAAGUUGCACCCGACUAGACCGCGCGCAGUUCAACGCGAAUCUGAUCAAGAUCUUUAGCGGAGAGUUCGACCGGGCGCGGCCAGGCACGUCCGCCCCGGAGCCCCGGCUGGUCGCCGACUGGAAGUUCCGGGAGCUGGAUCGCGACAAGAGCGGCUCUCUGCAGAAGUCCGAGUACAGGGGACUUCGCCGGCUUAUAAAAAAGGUGGUGAAGCCGAAGCGCUGCGCACGAGCAUGGGCCCCGGGCUGUGACGGGGACGGCAACGGCGAAAUCGCCAGGGUGGAGUGGACGGCAUGCUUGCUUGCCAACCCAGAGCCGCCCGCACCGGACUUCUCUCUUCGUUUCUUCAUGUCGUUGAAUGCAGACGACGACAGUGGACCAGAAGCCGAGCCGGACUACACAGAGGAGGAACCGCCACCGGAUCCCAGCGCAGUGUUGCCGGGAAUAAUGAGGAACUCGUUUGCUCCGGACGGUCCUGACGCCGACUCGAGACGGGAGGACGAGGCUAACGACUGUCUGACAGACAGACAAGCUGUCUUGGAUGAACAGAAAGCGGGCGGGUCCGUGCUGUACGUGCCAGAGUGUACUGGAGACGGGCGCUAUGCGCGCGCGCAGUGUUACCGCUCCACGGGCUACUGUUGGUGCGUGCACCAGGACACUGGUAAACCGAUACCCGGAUCCUCUGUGAAGGAUGCCAGGCCUGAUUGUGACGCCGCCCCACAACAUGCCAGUCCAAUGAGAGGGUGUCCCGAAAACGUGAAGAACAAAUUCCUAAGCGACCUGCGAAGUUUCUUCAUCGCAAAGAUGACGAGUGCUACUAACGGCACCGGGCCUGGUGAAAUGGUGAAAUGGGGUGCAUCGAACGAGGAGCAAGCGGCUACAUGGACGUACGUGAUGUUAGACAAGGACAAGAACAAAGCGCUCGAGAGGCGGGAGUGGAAAGGCUUUCACCAGCUGAUCUCCAACGUAGACCACCUGAGGAAGUGUGGGCGGAAGUUGCCGCGGUACUGCGACGUCAACCACGACACCAAAAUCAGUAUCACAGAGUGGAUGGCGUGCUUGGAAGUGGUGCAGGUUUCGCAGGGAAGACCCGCCGAAACAUCAAAGCCAUCUAAUCCCAGAAGGAAAGGGCCGAACCCAUUGGAAUCGAUCCUCAAGCCAGACGAUUAAGAACUACUCAUUACUUCGUGGACAAACAAUAGCGCUUCGAGUCUGUUGGUGGUAUGCGUAAAGUCAACAAGUAAUUUGACGCGGAUUUUAUGCUUCCCUAUAUGGAUGGCGUUAUACCAUGUUACAACAAUUUGUUAAAAUGUGACAAUUUUGUUCUUGCAGCUAAAGCCUGCACCAAUAUAAAUGUAUAUAAAUUAUGAGUUACGUUAUGAAAAGAACUGGAUUUCAUAAAUUAUAUAAUUAUUAUAAUUGUAUAUUUUUAUCAGAGUUAUGAGAGUUUAAGAAUCGAACAAUAUUACUGGAUUCCAUAAUAAAAACGAAACUGAAUGUCGUGUUUUGUGGGAUACACGUAAUAUUAGGGAUACCGUGGAUUCAACGAGUCGCCACGCAUUUCACUACAAUCCAACAAGCCAACAGCGUCCACACUUAAGUAGUAUGGAAAUGGCUUAGUUUGGCUGGGACAAUAAAAUGUCUGGGAAAAGUUAUUAAUAGUCAGAAAGAUAUGUAUGUACAUAAUACUACGAAAUAUGAAAAUAAAUAAAUUAUGAAAUAAAUAAACUGUCCGAGCUCAAUUCCGUUGACUUUACCAGUAUUAUUGUGUUUGUGAAAUAUAGAUAUAAUUUAAAUACAUCAUAGUCAUCAUAUAUAACAACACAACUAACUACAUGGUUAUAAAAUUUUGUGCCGUUAACUUAGGCACAUUUAUAAAUAAUGUGUAUUGGUUUUAAAAUAAUAUAUUAUCCGAUGUACUCAAAGAUAAGGGACUGGACCAGAUAUGACAAUUGUUAAAAACAUGUAAUAUGUAUCAUGAUAGAAUAUUUAAAUAAACUCAUAUUUCGUAUUUUGUACUCCUAUGUUGAUUUAUUUCAUUGCCAACAACGCAUGAUGCCUAUAAUAUAAUGUACGAUUAGGCAGCGUUUUGGCCAAUUCAAAUAUCGCACAAAAAUGAGCAUUGUUAUUUGUUAUUUCUUGAGAAAUACCUUGAUAUGAUAUCUCACUGAUCAUUCUAGAAUUGUGAGAUUCUUCAGAGGCAUCAAAUCUUAUUGUCCGGUCGCCUAUAUAUCGCAUCAAUAUUGUGACGUUAAUCUGAGCACUAACCGGCAUAUAAUUUAAUUGAAAAUUUAUAAAUUCUAUUUUAAUUGUAAUACUUCCAUAACAUUAGCUUUGAUAAUUUUAUCAACAUCCAAACAAAAGUAAAUAGCGUAAGAUAGGUUACAUUUUAUAGUUAAAAAUAUUAUAUUUACUCAACAUUUUCGUCGUCAUUUCGUCGUGGUCUCUGUAAAUUAACAGUAUUGUAUAUUAUAAGUAAAUAUUUUACAUUUUUCUCAGUGUACAGUUGAUCAGAUGUCAAAUUCUUUAUGCCACGGUAAGUGGGGAGAAGUGGGUAGAUGUGCUGUGGACAGUGCUACAGUAAUUUGUUAGUUUCGUCACCGAUCAUUGUCAUUUGUGUAGAAAAAGAGAACCAUUUUAUAGUGAAAGUGAUUAGUGGAAAUGCUAUGGAAAUUCCCCAGAAAAACUAGGCUUCCAGUUAAACCCUUUAAAUCAAAUGACUAGUAGUAAUAUAUUAAUAAUAGUAGUUUUCAUUUUUGUCAUUGGAAAAAUAUAUAUUCAGUGUUGAAACACUGAAUAUAUAUUUUUACACAUUAAAAUACUCGUCUCGAUCAUUUUUUAUAUACAUACACCCACCUGUAAAUUAGCGGAUAAAUUAGUUUUACAUCUCUCAUAUUCGGUUAGUAUUCCUUAUUACCCACAAAUGGAGACAUCAAUGUAAAAGAAAUCACUAAGAAAUGUUUUUACAGCAGACACAAUACCAUUUUUUUCGUUGUCAUCGCUAUUUAUUUUAAACAAAUGGGAAUAUCUGUACUAACAUUGAAUCAAUGAGGAAUUCAUAAAAUGUAAAAAAAUUGUUUUUUGGCCAUAAUUUCAAAGGUAACAAUUUGUAUGUUUUUUUUCGAAUAUUGCACGAAAAUCGUAUGUUCAGCCUAGGUUUGACUAAACUAGAUGCCGACCGAAGAUCCUGACCCUAAUGUAUUAGUCAUGUAUCAGUGUUUUAUUAUUAUUAUUUAGUGUUUAUAUCUUAAUACGAAAGCUAUUUAUAAUGUAGGUAGUCAGUGUCAAAAUAUAAGGACUAUGUGAUAUUUCUCAUUAUUAUUAUUGAUUAAUAAAUAAUUUAAUAUAAAA
Messenger RNA from Plodia interpunctella (Indianmeal moth), 4212 nucleotides. It is a transcript of the gene magu, whose product is annotated as magu. The transcript has 12 exons. Gene Ontology annotation, cellular component: basement membrane. Lineage: Eukaryota; Metazoa; Arthropoda; Insecta; Lepidoptera; Pyralidae. Gene Ontology annotation, molecular function: calcium ion binding; protein binding. The record is from RefSeq and is a predicted model, not a curated record. Gene Ontology annotation, biological process: cell-matrix adhesion. The coding region runs from base 340 to 2031 and encodes 563 amino acids.